Onthophagus taurus is the source of this 2227-nucleotide messenger RNA. RefSeq names its product sodium-coupled monocarboxylate transporter 1. Gene Ontology annotation, molecular function: symporter activity. The record is from RefSeq and is a predicted model, not a curated record. NCBI's taxonomy places the organism in Eukaryota, Metazoa, Arthropoda, Insecta, Coleoptera, Scarabaeidae. Gene Ontology annotation, biological process: transmembrane transport; sodium ion transport. Gene Ontology annotation, cellular component: membrane.
UGGGUUCCAUUCGAUCGGGCGAAUCUUUACAGUUUAGAUCAACACUUUGAGUUUUUUAACGAAAGAUUUGUGUCUUAACCAUUUUCUUGUUUUUAAUUUAAAAAUUUCUUAAUUUUGUUUGGGAGAAAUGAAAAAAUUUGCUUUAUCGAAAGUAUUGAAAAAAAUGCGUGUUAAAUUCUCAAUUGAUUACUAUACUCAAUAUUUAUUCAAAAUAACUUAUUCAAAUUUAUAAAUACAGUGAAAAAGUGAUUAAUAAAUCAUUAUGGCCGAUAUUCUUGGUGUUGGUUUGAUUACAUCAGCCGAUCAAGGCCAAAAAAUUGUCUUAGGGAUGACCGUCGAAGAUAUUGGUUCAUCGAUGAAAAAAUUCGGUUGGCCGGAUUACGUAGUUUUCUUUAUAAUGUUGUUUUUGUGCGUCAUAGUCGGUGUUUAUUACGGAUUUUUUAAAAAAAUGAAAUCAACCCAAGAUUAUUUAGUUGGUGGUAGAGAAAUGAAAGUUUUCCCCAUUUCUAUGUCAUUAAUAGCAAGUUUUAUAAGUGGUAUUUCUUUAUUGGGAAUUCCAACCGAAAUUUAUGUUUAUGGAAUACAAUAUAUUUAUAUUGGAUUCGGAAUCAUUAUAAUGGGGGUUAUUACUCAUGUUAUUUAUCUUCCAGUUUUUCAUAAUUUAAAAAUUACAUCAACUUAUGAGUAUUUACACCGAAGAUUUGAUAGCAAAGUUAGACUUCUUGCAUCUGUGUUAUUCAUGAUUAAUCUGUUCACUUGGUUACCCAUUGUAAUUUAUGUCCCAGCCUUGGCAUUCAAUCAAGUUACUGGAAUCAACAUCCAUUGGAUAACCUCAGCUGUUUGUAUAAUUUGCAUUUUUUACACAUCUUUGGGUGGAAUAAAAGCGGUUGUACUAACCGAUGUAAUACAAACUUUAGUGAUGAUUGGAGCUAUGCUUUUGGUGGCUAUAAAAGGUACAUUAGAUAUUGGUGGUAUCGGAGUGGUUUGGAAUAGGAAUUUGGAAAGUGGAAGAAUAGAAGGGCCUAAUUUCGACCCGAACCCUCUUUCAAGACACACGAUUUGGUCGUUAGGAAUUGGAGGAUUUAUUUACAUGCUUCAAACGAGCACGGUUAAUCAAAGCAUGAUACAAAGAUAUUUAUCUUUACCCACAUUAAAAACUGCAAACAAAUCUUUAUGGUUAUUCAUUUUUGGAAUGUAUUUGGUUGUUUGUCUUUGUGCUUAUUGCGGAAUGUUGGUUUAUGCAACUUAUCAUCAAUGUGAUCCAUUAACAACAAUGUUAGCAAAAGAAAAAGAUCAAUUAUUACCGAUUUUAGUUAUGGAAGUGCUGGGUAAAUUUCCGGGUUUACCUGGAUUAUUUGUUGCUGGAAUUUUUAGCGCAGCUUUGAGCUCCUUAUCAACGGGAUUAAAUUCAAUGGCCGCUGUUAUCUUAGAAGACGUUUACAAAACAUUUUUUAGGAAAGAGCUAACUCAAAAUCAUACUUAUAUUCUUAUGAAAGGAACCGUGAUUAUAAUGGGAAUAAUUUGUGUUGGGUUAGUUUUUGUAGUUGAAAAAUUAGGAGCUGUUUUACAAUUAACAAUGAGUAUAAAUUCAAUAGCAGCAGGCCCAUCUUUAGCGUUAUUUACAAUGGGAAUUUUAAUACCAUGGAUUAAUGCGAAAGGAGCUUUUAUUGGAAGUGCAACAAGCUUGGUGAUAAUGUCGUGGAUUAUCGUAAAGUAUCAAACAACCAUAGUAUCAGGAAAUUUGUUCUUCCCAGAAAAACCAACGAGUACUGACGGUUGCACUUAUCAUUUUACACCAAAGUUGCAUCCCUCAAUUAAUUUAAGACUAAAUCCAUCUUUAAAUACAACAGAUGUCAUCCAUACUGACGAAAUCUUUAUGCUUUACCGAUUAUCGUACCUUUGGUACACAUUAAUCGGUUGCGUUAUAAGUAUUUUAAUUGGAGGAAUCGUGAGUUUUUUUACUAAAUUCAACGACGCCCGAGAUAUCGAUUCAAUGUUGAUCGCUCCUUUUUAUAAGAAACUGAUUAAACCCAGAGAAUACCCCAACGAACCUAAAAGUAACGAAAUUAUUUUUGCUUACGAUACAAAGAUUAGAAGUAAUAUAAAUGAUCUCGAUAAUGAAUCACAUAACGUUUAAAAUCUAUGAUGAAUCAUAAUAUAAUCUAUUUAAGUUAGUUAUUGUGAAUAUAAUAAAGUUAAAUAAUAAAUAUGUUUAAUAGCUCUUAAA